Messenger RNA from Didymodactylos carnosus, 1323 nucleotides. The record is from the annotation of a GenBank genome assembly. Lineage: Eukaryota; Metazoa; Rotifera; Eurotatoria; Philodinida; Philodinidae.
AUGGGAAACACGACCAGAGAUAUACCUGGUCAUAGACUGAAUAGCGUACAUUCGCAGUUAGAUUCAGAUAACGAGAAUAAUAGCGAUGGUUGUUAUGAAAACGAAUUUGAUAGACCUACUACUACCGUACCGCGAGCUUUACCUCGUACCGGUUAUAGCAGAGGGCAACAAUUACGUGACGGUAACAAUCGAGAGUCUAGGUACUUACAGCAACCCGAUGACUCUCGAAAGAUACCUCACUAUACGAACCAACCAGGACCUGGUCAGCGGAAGAAGAAUGAAGUGUAUGAUGACGAAAUGACCAUUGAUGAAAAGUACUCACAGUUUGUUGAGCACGUACGUGAAUUGGGAACCAAAUAUUUUCAGCAAGAAAACAAUGCUAAAAAGCGAAAGGAGUGGCUAACGGAUGAAAUUCUUGACAUGGUAAAGAAAAAAUCAGAAGCCUAUCUCCACUGGCAAAACCGUCUUGGAAAACAUAAUGAACAAAAGUAUAGGUCGAAAUAUCGGGCACUCGCGAAACUGGUGAAAAGAAAAAUCGAAGCUCGACAAUUCGAGUAUUGGGACGAAAUUAGUUGUGAAAUUGAAAAUGCUAUAAAACAACAUGAUCCAGCGACAGCUUAUGCUAUGAUAAGGCGAUUACGAGGAAGAAACAAAAACAUGGAUAACACUUCCAUUCAAGAUAAAAAUGGUAAGAUGUUAUUGAACUCCAAGGACAGGUUAAGUCGAUGGCGGGAAUAUUUCUGUGAGUUAUUGAAUGUACAUACAGUUAUUGAUCUAACGAUUUUGCAACAGAUUCCUAUUCCAGCUAUUGAUAAAGCUGAGGAGACAAGACAGGAUAAACCACCGUCCUUGCCUGAAGUUGUGCAAGCAAUCAAACAGAUGAAAAGUCGAAAAGCACCGGGUAAGGAUGAUGUUACGGCUGAAUUAUUGAAAGCCGGUGGUUUGGAAUUAGCUCUGUGGCUACAUCAAAUCAUAGUUGAUGUUUGGAUAAACGAGCAAAUGGUAGAAGACUGGACGAUGGCUAUACUGAUUCGAUUGUACAAAAAUAAAGGGGAUAAACGUAUUUGUGACAACUAUCGCGGUAUCUCUUUAUUAAUUGUCGUAAGUAAAAUAUUCUCUCGAAUUGUUCUCAACCGAAUACAAGGACUGCUCGACAAAAAGUUGCUAGAUCAACAAGCAGGUUUUCGACCAAACAGAUCAACAGUCGAUCAAAUUUUCACCUUAAAAAUGAUCAUGGAAAAAUCACAGGAAUACAAUAAAUCAUUGUUUAUGUGCUUCAUCGACAUCCAAAAAGCUUAUGAUUCGGUUAAUCGAGAGCUGUAG